Molecule: messenger RNA, 1024 nt
Organism: Pyricularia oryzae 70-15
Lineage: Eukaryota; Fungi; Ascomycota; Sordariomycetes; Magnaporthales; Pyriculariaceae
Product: assembly factor CBP4
Exons: 4
Coding region: 430-822 (130 amino acids)
Biological process (GO): mitochondrial respiratory chain complex III assembly
Cellular component (GO): mitochondrial membrane
Source: RefSeq, a predicted model, not a curated record
CCAGGGACUCCAUCAAUGCAGUCGGGUGGUACGGGUUUUUUGUGAUUGUCAGAUCUAGGAAGUGUACUAUGGUACGACUGACAAAAUAUUCUGGGUGUUACAUCAUCGCCUACUAUAAGCUACCUCCCUAGAAGUCAGAGCCGUCCCGAGACUGACCGACUCUUUCGUGUAAUAAUCCAUCCAUCGGAGGCCAUCUCACGUGACUGACAAUGUCGGUCCCUUGAGUUGGAUCGCCACAUUCAUGUCGUGGCUGAGAUUAGACCUGAAGAGGCUGUGUUUUCCACCAAUGAGAAUCAUUGCGCGGAGAAGACGUCACGACGAAACCGUACCCAAGGGCGGAUUGAGUACCUCCCAGGCGAUAACCUCAUCUUCAAUGUGAGUUCGCCACGGUACAAAUCACUGAAUCGUGUAAUACAGCAAAAUCUCAAAAUGGCUCCCAAAGCACCAAACUACAAGUUGUGGGCCAAGAUGAUCCUAGGCGGCGCUGGCAUUGCAGUCGGAGGCCCAGCCUUUGUCAUGUACAUUUCACCGACUGAGGAGGAGCUCUUCAAGAGGUACAACCCAGACUUGCAAAAGAGAGCCCUCGAGAGUCGGUAUGAGCGACAGAAGGAGUACGAUGACUUUGUCACGGAACUCAAGAAAUCAGCCAAGUCGGAUAAGAAUAUCUGGAUCACUCAGCAGAUCGAAGCUGAGAAGAAGGAAAAACUUGCUAGACAGAUGGCCAGCGCGAAUGCAGCAGCUGAGCAGGCAAGGAUGCAAGAAGAAGAGCACGCAAAGAUUGAACAGAUGAGGAGAGAGGCUGGAUUACCUCCUACUAGGUAAUAUGGGCACAUUUUAUGUCCCUCAAAAUCGCUGUAAGAUCAUAUAUGUGAGAUAUCGCAGACAUGGCCGGCCCAUUCACUGUCGAAGGGCACACCGUGUAUUAAAUAUUAAAUAUUUGAGCAGAAAGGAUUCCCUUAUCCUGCAGCAUAAUGUAAAUCUAACAUUUAUGCUCUACGGCUCUCAUCGAAUAUUUCAUUCAUAG